AUGGCCGCCGUCCAACCACCUGCUUGCCUCGCGGAUCUCAAUGACGAUCUGUUGAGGAAGAUCAUCAGUCGGCUGGCCGAGUCUGAACUAGCUUCCGCGGUCGCCCUCAAAAGAUGCAGCAGCCGCUUCAAGGACCUCGCCGCCCCGCUGGUGGCAAACGCUGUGUCAGUUACAAACGAGAAGUGGCAGAGUGCAGCAUCCAAAAUCGGCGGCCCAGUCGGAGCUAAGAUAACAGGCGCCCUCGAACGCAAUGAGGUGCUGACGUCCUUGGACGUGGGCGGCAACAAGAUCGGGCCAACCGGCGCGACCGCAAUCGCCGAGGCGCUCAAGGGCAACGGGGUGCUGACCACCCUCGACCUGAGCGGCAACGAGAUAUGCAGCAUUGACGAGGACGGUGAUGGUGAGUACGAUGCGUCCGGCAUCGUUGCGCUCGCGGACGCCCUCAAGGUCAACGGGGUGCUGACCUCCUUGGAUGUGCGCAACAACAAGAUCGGCCCCACCGGCGCCACCGCGAUCGCCGACGCCCUCAAGGGCAGCGGGGUGCUGAAAACACUCACCCUCCGUUCGAACAACAUCGGCGACGAGGGCGCGAAGGCGAUCGGCGGCGCUCUCGCAGUCAACGAGGUGCUGACGUCCUUGGACGUAAGCGGCAACAGAAUCGGGCCAACCGGCGCGACCGCGAUCGCCGAGGCGCUGCGCGUCAAUGCGGUGCUGACCAACCUCGAUAUCGCGUACAAUGACAUCGGCCCCGGCGGCGCCGAGGCGAUCGCCGAGGCACUUCAGGGCAAUGGGGUGCUGACCACUCUUAACUUGUCAGGCAACCCAUUAUUCCGCGGCGGCAUCGGCCCCGAGGGUGCCAGCGCGAUCGCAGAGGCCCUCAAGGGCAACAAGGUGCUGAACACUAUCAACCUCCGCGGCAACUACCUUGGCACGGAGGGCUGGUGCGCGAUCUUCGCGGCGCUGCGAGACAACAAGGAGAACAAGAUCGAGUCAUGGGACCUCUCACGGCAGGGCAUCGACGUGGAGGUCGCCAAGGUGCUAGCGGAGUACGUCUCCGGCAGCGCGGUAUUGACCUCCUUGGACGUGGGCGGGAACGCGAUCGGCGACGAGGGUGCCACGGCGGUGGCCUCCGCUUUGGAGGUCAACGGGAUGCUGACCAACUUGAACCUCCGUCGCAACCGCAUCCGCGACGAGGGCGCGGCUGCGCUGGCCUCCGCUCUUCGCGUCAACGGGGUGCUGAAAAACAUCGACCUCCGCUACAACAGGUUGGGCGACGAGGGGAAGGGAGUAAUUCGAGAUGCGGUGAGCGGGCGGGAAGGGUUCAAGCUCGAGAUGUGA
This is a messenger RNA of Emiliania huxleyi CCMP1516, 1338 nucleotides long. RefSeq lists its product as hypothetical. Gene Ontology annotation, biological process: nucleocytoplasmic transport; activation of GTPase activity. The transcript has a single exon. Gene Ontology annotation, molecular function: GTPase activator activity; small GTPase binding. The record is from RefSeq and is a predicted model, not a curated record. NCBI's taxonomy places the organism in Eukaryota, Haptophyta, Isochrysidales, Noelaerhabdaceae. Gene Ontology annotation, cellular component: perinuclear region of cytoplasm; cytosol; nucleus. The coding region runs from base 1 to 1338 and encodes 445 amino acids.